Aspergillus japonicus CBS 114.51 is the source of this 756-nucleotide messenger RNA. RefSeq lists its product as uncharacterized. The transcript is spliced from 2 exons. The record is from RefSeq and is a predicted model, not a curated record. Bases 1 to 756 code for a protein of 251 amino acids. Lineage: Eukaryota; Fungi; Ascomycota; Eurotiomycetes; Eurotiales; Aspergillaceae.
AUGGCGCCGAUUCGCCGCUACCUCCGGAUCAGCAAGUACACCGUGCUCGAAUGUCGGAUCUACCUCGAGAAGCCCUCCGACAUCCGAUGGCUGCUCAGCAGCCGUGACCCCGUCCUGCAACGGAUCUUCGCCGCCAUCCGACCCUUGGUCCUGCCCAAGUUACGCGAAGAAAACGAACGACUCCUUGCCCGGAAGAAAGGCAAGCCCGUCAAGGAUGUCAUCGCAGAAGAUGACUUCGAAGUCGCCCUGUUCCUUCGCGAAUCCCGAACACGCCACUCUCUGUUGACGCGACACAAGGAGUUUGAGCAGGACGCGAACAAAGGCCAGAGCAAGCGGCCAUCUCAGGCGGGGGCGGGUGGCACCGCCAAGGGCCAUAUUCUGGUCGAAAGCGAUGAUGAGAGUGACCUGCGGAUGCAGGAUAUCCCCGAAGCUGGGGCGGUCGAAGAAGGCAAUGCCGGAGGGAAACGUGCGCGAGCGACGGAGGGGGAGCGGGACGAGUCCCCGAAUGAUCGACGCACUUCCAAACGGAGGAAAGACGAGGACUCGACACCACAAAUCGAAGAGCCCGAGGACAAGAAGAUGCACUUCAAAACGAACUAUGAGGGGUUCAACAUCUACGGCUGGGUGCUGUGUCUGCUCGUCACACGCAAAGGUGACGGGAUGGGCGCGACGCCUGGUGCCGCAGAGCCUGGUCGCCAGGUCCUGAUGGAAGAAUGGAUUUCUACCCAGGCUCAAGGUGACCUGGUUGAGGAUUGA